Humulus lupulus (European hop) is the source of this 2839-nucleotide messenger RNA. Its product is annotated as K(+) efflux antiporter 5. The transcript has 19 exons. Gene Ontology annotation, biological process: potassium ion transmembrane transport; proton transmembrane transport. Gene Ontology annotation, cellular component: membrane. Bases 249 to 1991 code for a protein of 580 amino acids. The record is from RefSeq and is a predicted model, not a curated record. Gene Ontology annotation, molecular function: potassium:proton antiporter activity. Lineage: Eukaryota; Viridiplantae; Streptophyta; Magnoliopsida; Rosales; Cannabaceae.
CCUCCGGCGUGCAAUUAAACUUCCAAAUUAACGACCCAAACUGUGAGAAGAGAAGAGGAGAGGAGAGAUCUCGCAGUUGAAAGCUUUAAGUUUAAGAAAAUACCCUUUUUCUUUUCUUUCGCAGCCUCCUUUUCCCCCAUUGUUUUUCCUUGGUCUUUACAUUUCAGAUUCGAUCUCCGAAUUUUCACAAGCGCAAUUGUUUUUUAUUUUUUAUUUUUUUAUUUCUCCUUCAAAAGAAAAAAAAAAUCAUGGCGAAGAGUCAGAUUGGUGGAACCUUUGGAUUCUGGUUCUGUCUUUUCACGAUUUUGAUUUGCGCCAGGAUUUCGAUCUCUGUGAGGUCCGAUAAGGAGAUCAGAGAGAGAUUUUAUGGAAAUUUGUUGAACUCUACCGCACCAGAAUCUAACGACACCAUAGCCAAAAUGUUCGAUCGAGUUCUCGAGAAAGAGUUUUCCGAAAAUGAUCAGCCUGAAGGACCUGAUGAAAGCAGCUUUAACAGCAGCGUAGCUGAUCAACAAGCUGUUCUGGAGACGGUAGCCAAAAUCACUCAUGAAAAGGGCAAGAAAAAUGAUACACUAGAAGCCAAUGGCACAAGAUCUUUCCAGCUGCAAGACGUUUUUUCUUUGGAGAAUGAAGACUCUGAUGACAUGACAACCUUGAUUGAUAAAAAGGACAAUGUGUUUGUGAUGUCAAACAAGAAAUCGAAGUUUCCAAUUCUUCAAGUAGAUUUGAGACUAAUUUCCGACUUGGUGGUUGUUAUAGUUUCUGCUGCCAUCGGUGGCAUUCUGUUUUCUUGUUUAGGACAACCGGUUAUUGUGGGCUAUCUUCUUGCUGGCUCUAUCAUUGGACCAGGGGGGCUGAAAUUCAUUAGCGAAAUGGUACAGGUUGAAACUGUUGCCCAGUUUGGUGUUGUCUUUCUUCUUUUUGCUUUGGGGCUGGAGUUUUCCUUAACAAAGUUAAAAGCUGUGGGGCCUGUAGCUGUUUUUGGAGGAAUCCUCCAGAUCAUAACAUUUAUGUUCUUGUGUGGAAUAACUGCUAUGUUAUGCGGAGCAAAGUUGUCUGAGGGUGUUUUUGUUGGUUCUUUCUUGUCAAUGUCAUCAACUGCUGUGGUGGUAAAGUUUCUGGUAGAACGGAAUACUAAUAAUUCUCUUCCUGGUCAAGUUACAAUAGGGACGCUUAUAUUUCAGGAUUGUGCUGUUGGUUUGCUGUUUGCUUUGCUCCCAGUUUUGGGUGGUAGUAGUGGCCUUUUUCAAGGAAUGAUUUCAAUGGGAAAGCUGAUGCUUGUAUUAUCAAUUUAUCUCACUGCUGCAUCUCUGUUGUCCUGGUCAUUUGUACCUCGCUUUCUGAAACUGAUGAUGCAGUUAUCCUCUCAAACAAAUGAGCUCUAUCAGCUUGCUGCUGUGGCAUUCUGCUUAUUGUCAGCUUGGUGCAGUGAUAAGCUGGGUCUUAGUCUUGAGUUGGGUUCUUUUGUUGCUGGAGUCAUGAUAUCUACCACUGAAUUCGCUCAACAUACUUUAGAUCAGGUGGAACCAAUUCGUAAUCUAUUUGCAGCUCUCUUCCUUUCAAGUAUUGGGAUGCUCAUUCAUGUACAUUUUCUUUGGAGCCACGUGGAUAUACUUCUAGCAUCUGUUAUUUUGGUUAUAGUCGUUAAGACAGCUGUUGUCACUAUAGUUACCAAGGCCUUCAAAUAUAGCAUCAAAACAUCGUUCAUUGUAGGAAUAUCUCUUGCUCAAAUAGGAGAGUUCGCCUUUGUUCUUCUCAGUCGUGCUUCUAAUCUUCAUCUUAUUGAAGGAAAGAUGUAUCUGCUUCUUCUUGGAACAACAGCUCUUAGUCUAGUAACAACUCCGCUCUUGUUUAAAUUGAUACCCGCUGUUUUAAAUCUGGGAGUUCUUAUGCACUGGUUUCCCUCCGAGAACAACAUUCAGAUUGAGGUCUCUCUCUCUCUCUCUCUCAUUUUUCUGUUUCAAGCAGUAUUGCACAAUAAAAUACUAUAGAGGAUCCAUUGGUUAGCAGUGGUAAUAAAAGUUUAAUUGUUUUUACAUUCCAUAUGUUUUCUAACUGGAUCUGGGGACGAAGCCGUAAUCUAUGUGAGUGAUCGUAAUGGUCUGCAUUUGAAAAUUUAUGAAUGCCAGGCUGUUUCUAUCUAGAAGAACUAUUAAUAGCAACAUACAAAAAGAGAAUGCUCAAUCUAGUUGUGCAUUAGGCCAUAUGAGUAUUUGGGAAACUAUUCAUAGCCAAAAUCUUCUGCAAGCGAAGCAUUAGAUGAUUAAGCUUCUUCACAUUUUAUUCAUUUUCCUUUACUGAAGAUUGUGCCAUAUGUUUGUUGUACCCAGGAGUUAAUCUCGCAAUGUUCUCGUAAAUUUAAGUCUAAUUCUUUGCAUGUUUUACAGGAGAAAGCUUCCAUGAUUGAUUCGUUUAACAGAAUGUUAUGACCAUCCACGUUUUCCUAGUCUUGGGUCCAUAGGUUUUAGCUCAAUUGGCAACAAUUUUGCAAACAUAACUGGAAUAGGGCAAAUCUAAUGCCAAUUUCAUGGUAGGUUGAAGACAACACAGAAUAUGAAAUUUUGUUAAACUUAAAACUUUGCUUGGAGUUCUUAUGUACAUAAAUAUUCUUUUGACUGUAUUCUUUAGAUAUUUGUAUAUAGGAUUUCUCAAGGACCCGUUACACUUGUACACACGAGUCCUUGACUUCUUGUGACAUCACUAUAUAUUCAUAAUUAUCACAAAGUUACUCCAAAUAAAAUAGGCUACGAAAUUGUAAUACAGAAAAAUGUGACAAUAUUAGUAUAUUCAUUGUAUUGAGCUUUUAUGAUGCACUUGCUACCAGAUUUUAUGUUCUCUA